AUGGAAUCUUCUCUCUUGCCUCGGGUGCCUCCUCACGGCGAUGUGAACGGGCUGCCAUCGACGCCUCGCCAACUGACCGUUGUUAUCUUGACAUUUUUCUUCCCCAUCUUGUCCCUUUUUGUCUUCGCUUUGCGCGGAUAUGGCAGAAUCAAGACUCACCAGUGGGGAAUUGAUGAUUACCUCUGUGGCCUAGCAACGGCGUUGGCGUUACUGAUGAUGGGACCGACCUUCAUGUAUGUGAGGUUGUCGUAUGUUGGCUUCCACGACUUAGAUGUCCCAGUGGACUACGACCCGACGGCAGCGCUUUGGUGGUUCUUCUUCGCCCAGAUGGUAUACAACCCUAUCCUAGCCCUCGUCAAAGCCUCAGUCUUGGUAUUCCUCCUCCGUCUCGGCGGCCAAAAGCAGAGAGUCCGAUGGAGCAUCCAUGCCCUGAAUGCCUUCAACGCCGCGCAUGCCGUUGCCGUCUUCUUCGUUGCCCUUCUCCAAUGCCUGCCAAUAGAGGCAAACUGGAAUAUGGAGGCCAGGGCGAAUGCGUUUUGCGUGGAGAAGGAGUUUCACGUCAUCGCCAGUUUCUUGGUAUUGUUGACUGACUUCCUGGUCUUGGCGCUCCCGUUCUGGAUUUUCCUCGGCUUGAAGAUGCCCAUGGGAACGAAACUGGCUCUUAUCGGCGUCUUCAUGGUUGGUCUAAUUGUCCCGAUUGUCUCUAUCAUCCGACUCGUCGAGAUUAUGAAGAUCUACUACGAGCCAGGAGGCGCCAACGACUUUCAUUACUCCAUUACCAUUGUCUAUUCGACCAUCGAAGUCAACCUCGCCAUCGUCUCCGCAUCCGUCCCUGCUCUGCGAUACCUUGUCCGAAACUGGUUCCCGAAACUCUUUGGAAGCACCGCCAAAGGCAAUUACAACACGAGUGGAAAUGUGUACUACGGGUCGAAUUCUCGCUCGGCUCCUCGAACGACCGAUGUCAUCGGGCUCAAGGACAUACGAAGCGGGCGCCAUCACACCGAGAUUCGAAGCGACUCCCCCACUGGUUCUGAGGAAGAGAUCAUGACAUACAACGGAAUUAUCCGAACGAUGGAUGUUAGCCAGACAUAUUCAACCGCCAGCGGUGCUGCGUCACGGGACUCGACAGAUUUCAAGAAUCACGCAACAGCAAAGACAGAUAGUUUAUAA
Messenger RNA from Ilyonectria robusta, 1170 nucleotides. RefSeq lists its product as uncharacterized. The record is from RefSeq and is a predicted model, not a curated record. The transcript is spliced from 5 exons. The coding region runs from base 1 to 1170 and encodes 389 amino acids. Lineage: Eukaryota; Fungi; Ascomycota; Sordariomycetes; Hypocreales; Nectriaceae.